AUGGACGAUAAGGAUGAGAUUUAUGCGGAUCCUGAGUAUACUGAGAUGGGAGAAUUGGAGAAGUUAUCGACUGAGGAUGAUGAGAGUGAGGACUCGAAGGAUACGGCAGCAAGUGUUGAGGCAGCAGUGAAGCAGGAAGAGGAGAUAGUCACCAUGGAGGCAGCAACACUGAAUGGUGGAGAUGGAGAUGGUGUCAACACUUUUGCAGCAGCGAUCAUGGUUAAAGAUGAAGCAGUAAAUGCGAAGUGUGUGGGAGUUGAAGCUGUGAAAGGGGGCAUCAUGGUGAAGGGAUCAAAGGUGAAUGCAACUGCAAAGGGGCGUGUGCUUACGAAAGAGGAACACGUUAAGGGGUGUGAGACCCGAGAGGUGUUGGGUGUUAAGACACCGAGGAGAAGUGAGAGGCUUAAGAAAAUAUGUCAAGGUUUGGAUGACAAGGCGCUCAACUUCAAGACACGCGUGAGCCCCACACACUCUGGCCUGGGCCCCACAUACCCUGACGUGUGUCCCACACGUGCUGGCGUGUGCCUGCCACAACUCCCAUCGGACCCACGUGCUGCUGCUCUCAUGCAGCCUCUGCCACACCCCUUUGAGACGGAGCGUGGGCGCUUCGAGACGGAGCGUGGGGUGGGACUUGACGGGUGUGUGGACGCUUUCCCCCCAGCUGUUGCUGCUAUUGAUGGUGGUGGUGGUGGUGGUGGUGGUGCUUCUGCUGCUGCUAUUUAUGGUCGUGGUGCUGCUGCUGCUGCUGAUCGUGCUGCUCGUACUGCUGCUCCUGCCAUGCCAGUCUCGUCCCUUGCACACCAGCAGCGGCACGCAGCUAUUAGCAGCCUGUUGAAGCGACUCCAACCACAAGCACCUGACACCACCGGUCUGCACCACUCCGUCUCGCCUGAGCUGCGUUUUGAGCUGUCUCCAGAGCUGUCGCCUUUACCGCAUUCCCUGAAACCGAAUCCCCUAGUGCAAUCAGGAUCCGUCCAGGCACUCGCACGCAAACCCUUCACCCCAAACACCUCUGUACCGCAGACACACGCACAGCACCCCUUCAUUCCAGACUCGCCUCAAAUGCAGGCAGCAGCACUGCGUGGGUCUACAGCAGCCCAAAAGUCACCCCCAGGAGGAAGCAUGGGCUUUAAGUCGCCCUCUGCAACCCCGUCUCCCUUGUCGCGGUCCCCGAGGGGAGGGGUGGGACGCGCAGGGGCUGUUGCAGCAGCAGGAAGGAGGAAAAUUAGUGGGAAGAGUGCAACGGAGAAACAGCGGCGGUCCAGAAUAACUGAGCGAUUGGAGGCCCUCAAGGCAGCGAUACCAGCGGAGGUGCUACUGAGGCAGCAGGGCCGGGCAGGGGUCAGCAGUCGCACGCAGAUAGCCCCUCUGCUGGAUGCUGCCGUGGGGUUCAUCGAGGGAAUGCGCGAGUACAAGCUGGAGCUGGAGAGGCACCAGGAUUCAGUUGCGCCGCCAGUCGCACACAGAUAG
Messenger RNA from Closterium sp. Naga37s-1, 1470 nucleotides. The record is from the annotation of a GenBank genome assembly. NCBI's taxonomy places the organism in Eukaryota, Viridiplantae, Streptophyta, Zygnematophyceae, Desmidiales, Closteriaceae.